Molecule: messenger RNA, 1651 nt
Organism: Carassius auratus (goldfish)
Lineage: Eukaryota; Metazoa; Chordata; Actinopteri; Cypriniformes; Cyprinidae
Exons: 6
Coding region: 397-1386 (329 amino acids)
Biological process (GO): synaptic transmission, cholinergic; protein localization to cell surface
Cellular component (GO): intracellular membrane-bounded organelle; neuron projection; neuronal cell body
Source: RefSeq, a predicted model, not a curated record
GUUUGUGGUUAGUAAAAUACAUGUAUAAAAUGUAUGCAGUAGAUGAAUAGUUUUUAGUGCAUCUCAUUUUUGGAGUCUCAAUUUCUUCCCAUACUUUUGCAUGUGUUUUCCUAAGCUGCAGCGCGUUGAUGUCUCGGCCACCGUACACUAUUGAUAAUAAUAUGAUGACAAACACCAGUUUGUAAUCUCAAACAGCAUAACGGACUGUUGAGAACAGUACGGGUAAAAUAACUGAAAGCGAAUCGAACGAAGCGCUCGAGCGUCAAGUAAGCGCUGAGCUGUAAUUCCACCCCAGUCCUGUAGAGGGCAGUAAUCUCGCGAGACUUCUUCUGUCCCUCAAAUGCACAAACCGAGGAAGACGUUUGAUCAACGGUGAAGGGGGACUCGCCCUCGUUUAUGCGAUUGAACCGAAUUAAUUCUCGAGCAGACAUGGUCCUGUCGUCCUCGCAGCAGCUCGUCAUGGCGUUCACCGCGGUGCUGCUGGUGUUCGUGCUGUUCCCGCGCAUGUUCGGCGGCAGAGACGGUCAGUCGUUCGAGCCGCGAUCCAACAGGAGAGGUCCUGGUCCCGGGGUCGGUCCUGGAAGUGUGAAGAGUCAGCAUCAGUUUCACAGGAGCGCAGCACCGCAGAUGUCUCAGAGCGUGGAGAACAUGCAGCAGAUGAAGAAACUCAUGGAGCAGGAGAUGAAAAGUGACAAAUACAAAUCUAACAGCAAUAAGGGCUACGUCUUCACCCUCAUGCCCAUCUACGCCAUCGGUGUCGGGCUCUUCGCCGCGUAUAAGUUUCUAAAGAUUAAAUCUUCAAGCGAUUCUGAAGCUCAAAAAGCAAAAACAGCUCAAGGAGUGAAGAAAUCAGCGGAGACCGAGAAUCAGCUGAACGAGCUGGAGCAGAGACUCACUCAAACCGAGAAGAUGCUCAACUCCAUCCUGACCCAGCUGGACCCGCUCACCAACUGUGUGAAGUCUGUUGCAUUGGAGCAGAAGAACGAGAUCAUGUCGCAGCUGCACUGCAUUCGGCAGAUAAUGAAGAAGAGAGGCAUGGAGUGUCCGAGCAUCAGGAUAGAGGAGCCGACAUGUGAGCGCAAUCUAGACAAACUCAUCGAGACUUUGGCCGCAUCCGAAAGGCUUCCAGAAACUCGUCAGGAUUCACAAACGCAGGCUGAAGUACAGCCACGUGAUCCCCGAGAGCUCACGCCUGAGUCUGAGGGAGAGGAAGAGCUGGAGGAAGACGAGGAUGAGGAGAACAAGUGCACGGAGGGAAGCGAGAGUGACUCUAGUAUGCCGUCCCUCGAGGACUCGGCCGACAUCGGUGGAGAUGAUGUUACAGUCGCUCAGAAACCUCCAGAAGAUCUGACGGCUGGAUUACGGAAACGCAACAGGCCUGAGUAACGGCGGCGCGAAUCCGACGCAAAUCUAUUGAUGUAUUUAUUUAUUUAUUUUAUUCAUUGUAAUGAACACUGCGCCAGCGUCUGCAUAUCAUACUGUUAACAUGACAUCACAUUUACACUAAAAAUGCCAAAUGUUCUCUUUAUAUAUUUUAUUCGAUCAAAAAUACAAGUAAAAUAGUGAAAUAUUAUUACAGUUUAAAAUAGCUGUUUUCCAUGUGAAUGUAUUCUGAAAUGUAUUUUAUUCCUGUGACGCAAAGCUGAAUUUU